UUCUGUACGGAGAUGAUAAUAACAUGAUGCAAACUUGAACAAAAAGCCGGUUAAAUUUCUUCUUCUGCUGGGAAAGAAGUUUUCUAAAGUUUUAUCGGAACAGAAGCCAUCGUAUUAAAAUAUGAGCGUAGCUGCGCUUCGUCGUGCUGUUUGGAGCGGAGUUAACGUCAGUCGGGGUGGCUACGGGCCUUCCUUUGUCCUUCAACCGCACGCCGCCACCACCACCACCGGCAAGCACACUUGGGCCGCCCAACAAGCCACCACUUCAAUCUCGUCAAGUCAGUCAUCUCUUCAACUCUUUCGGAACAACUGCUGCAAUUACUCGACAAAAAAAAGUGAUAAGAAACCUGCCGCCAUGCCAGUCCGAGUAUUUUUCGACAUGACCGCCGAUGGGGCGCCGGUGGGAAGGAUUACGAUGGAGCUCCGUGAUGACAUCACCCCCAAGACGGCGGAGAACUUCCGAGCUCUUUGCACCGGAGAGAAGGGAUUUGGCUACAAGGGGUCUACGUUCCACCGAGUCAUCCCCAACUUUAUGUGUCAAGGUGGUGACUUUACCCACGGAAAUGGGACUGGAGGAAAAUCCAUCUACGGGGAGAAGUUUGCUGAUGAAAACUUCCAACUUGUCCACACUGGACCAGGAAUCAUGUCAAUGGCUAAUGCUGGACCGAACACCAACGGCUCUCAAUUCUUCAUCACCACGGCCAAGACUUCAUGGUUGGACGGGAAACACGUUGUCUUUGGCUCCGUCGUGGAUGGUAUGGAUGUCGUGAAAAAGCUCGAAGGUUACGGCUCCCAGAGCGGAAAGACCAAUAAGAAGAUCGUCAUCGCCGACUCUGGACAACUUUAAGAAGUCUGCACUGUAGUAAAUUCAUCAUUUAUUACACACCUACCAUAUAAUUCCUUCAUCAUUCAUCUUUUGUGUGUUAUUCAUUUUGUUGAGAUCAAAUAAACAGUUCUCGAAUUGAGUUAAACCCAGCCACCGUUAUUGCUAAAA
Molecule: messenger RNA, 994 nt
Organism: Folsomia candida
Lineage: Eukaryota; Metazoa; Arthropoda; Collembola; Entomobryomorpha; Isotomidae
Product: peptidyl-prolyl cis-trans isomerase
Exons: 5
Coding region: 122-847 (241 amino acids)
Biological process (GO): protein peptidyl-prolyl isomerization; protein folding
Cellular component (GO): intracellular membrane-bounded organelle
Molecular function (GO): peptidyl-prolyl cis-trans isomerase activity
Source: RefSeq, a predicted model, not a curated record